Messenger RNA from Zingiber officinale, 1157 nucleotides. Its product is annotated as glucose-induced degradation protein 8 homolog. Gene Ontology annotation, biological process: cell surface receptor signaling pathway; cytoskeleton organization. Bases 112 to 789 code for a protein of 225 amino acids. The record is from RefSeq and is a predicted model, not a curated record. NCBI's taxonomy places the organism in Eukaryota, Viridiplantae, Streptophyta, Magnoliopsida, Zingiberales, Zingiberaceae. Gene Ontology annotation, molecular function: protein binding. The transcript has 7 exons. Gene Ontology annotation, cellular component: cytoplasm.
UUCGUUAUCUUAUAGGUAAUUUAGGGAAGCGGCGUCUCUCUCCUCUUCCGGGGUUCGGCGAGUUUGAGCAGAUUAGUCGGCCACGGGAACUCGUCGACGGCGAGAGCGCCGAUGGCGGAGGGGACAACUGACCCUGAUCGCAACUGGUUAAGGGUAGCGAUGGAGUCGACAAACCCAAUCAGCGACAGUGAUGUUCAUAGCAUCAUCUUGUCUUAUCUCAUGCACAAUUGCUUUAAGGAGACAGCAGAAACUUUUCUUUCUUGUACUGGGAUGAGCCAACCUGUUGAUUAUUUUGUGGACAUGGAUAAACGAAAAAAAAUUAUCCAUUAUGCAGUUGAGGGGAAUGCUCUCAAAGCAAUUGAGCUAACAGAACAGCUAGUACCCAACUUGCUAGAGGAUAACAAGGAUCUGCACUUUGAUCUACUUAGCCUUCACUUCAUUGACUUAGUACGCUCAAAAAACAGCAAUGAAGCAUUGGAAUUUGCUCAAACCAAACUCGUACCAUUUGGAAAUACGGCAAAGUAUGUUGAGAAACUGAAAGAGUUUGUCACACUCUUUGCUUAUGAGGAGCCUGAGAAAUCUCCAAUAUUUCAUCUUCUAAGCCCAGAAUAUCGACAAAAUGUCGCAGAUAGUCUGAAUAGAGCUAUCCUUGGUUGUGCUAAUCUCCCAAGCUAUUCUUCCAUGGAAAGAUUGAUACAGCAAGUUACGGUGGUUAGACAUUUUCUACAUCAAGAACUUGGUAAGGAUGGUCCUCCACCGUUUUCUUUGAAGGCGUUUCUGAAUAAUUAGCGUGAAUAUGUACGAAGUGAUCAAACACAAACGACAUCGCCAUGGUCGCUAGCGCCAGAAUUUAUCAAAUGCAUGUGCUCCUUGUGCAAGUUUCAGCUGGAUGGAACAGAAAGCAAGCUUGCAUUUGGCUAUGUAAUUGUUUGAUGGAAGCAGUAUAGUGUGGCCUGCUCAGAAUAUUCUCCAGUUUCUUAUCUGUUCUAUUUAACAUUCCAUAAAAUUAAUGAAUUUUUAAUUCUACAAAAGGAUUUAGGAUGGUCUAGCUGAUGAACUUGGAUCAAGUCUUAAGUUUGCAUGCGGUUUAAUCAAUUGAUCUACCGGUUUGUCUAUUGAAUUAGUGACUUAGAGCUUGACUUGUUUGAUUUUUAUAA